Molecule: messenger RNA, 1226 nt
Organism: Pogona vitticeps (central bearded dragon)
Lineage: Eukaryota; Metazoa; Chordata; Lepidosauria; Squamata; Agamidae
Source: RefSeq, a predicted model, not a curated record
AUGAAGCGUAAACAGGGAAUUAGGCUGUGGGUGUUUGUGUGGCAGAAGGGCUACCAAGAAACGGAUUCCGUGGUGAGCUCGGUCACCACCAAAGUGAAAGGGAUCGCGUUGACCAACACUUCGAAGCUGGGCCUCCGGAUAUGGGACGUGGCCGACUACGUGGUCCCACCUCAGGGUGAGAAUUCUGUGUUCAUCAUGACCAAUAUGAUCAUCACGUUGAAUCAAACACAAGGACGCUGCCCGGAGCAGCUAGAUAAGACUACCAGAUGUCACUCUGAUGCGGACUGCGAAGAAGGAUACACGGGCAUUCACAGCAAUGGUGUUCAGACUGGACGCUGUGUCGUCUACGACCCUGCAAACGUGACCAUCAAAACAUGUGAAGUGUUCGCUUGGUGUCCUGUGGAGGAUGAUGAUAAGGUGCCCCAACCAGCUUUCCUCAAGGCUGCUGAGAACUUCACUCUCCUCGUGAAGAACAACAUCUGGUAUCCCAAGUUCAACUUUACAAAGCGAAACAUUCUCCCCUCCAUCAAUCAGACGUAUCUCAAGAACUGCACCUAUCAUGCUGAAACGGAUCCCUUUUGCCCAAUUUUCCGUCUGGGUGAUAUGGUUGAAGCUGCUGGGCAGAAUUUUCAGGAGAUGGCCGUCGAGGGCGGCGUGAUGGGGCUGCAGAUCAAGUGGAAAUGUGAUCUGGACAAGCCGGCUUCCCGCUGUGUCCCGAAGUACACCUUCCGCCGCAUUGACAACAAGGAUGUGGCCCACACUGUGUCCCCUGGAUACAACUUCAGAUUUGCAAAAUACUUCAGGAAUGCAGACGGCGUAGAGUCCCGGACGCUCAUCAAGGCCUACGGCAUCCGUUUCGAUAUCAUGGUGUUCGGCAAGGCGGGCAAAUUUAAUAUCAUUCCUACAAUGAUUAACAUUGGAUCGGGUUUAGCCCUGUUUGGGGUGGCCACUGUCCUGUGCGAUGUCAUUGUCCUGUAUUUCAUGAAGAAAAAAUAUUAUUACAGAGAGAAGAAAUAUAAAUACGUUGAAGAUUAUGAAUUGGGAGUCGAUAAAAUCUAUGGAUCCCAGUCGGAAAGUCCGGAACUCCGUGGGGACCAAUGACAGCUCCCACGUUCUGCCGUGAAUACGGUCUUAUUAAUUUCACGGACAGACUGUGAAUGUGAUCUUUCUCUUUAUGAGGAACUGGUCAACUAGCCUUGAAUGUCUAACAGGAUCCAGCGGGAAAA